ACCUCACCUGGUCACACUCAAAAUUUGUAUUUAAAGUGGAGCGUUUUAUUGUUUUUGGCAUUCGUUUGUGUUAAUAAAACUGUUUACGUUGACGGAACACUUGGCGGCAAAAAGGAAACGCAAUACCAAAGUCGCGUUUAACCAAACUACAAAUAAAUAUAACACGAAAUACACACACAACCAAACACAUACCAAUAACAAAAAGGAAAUUGUGAGAGCGAAAAAACAGCGGUAAAUUCGGCAAAUAACGUUACACAACCCCACCAAAACUGCAACAAGAGACCGUUAGACAGAGAGAAAAAGAGAGGAAGAUCAAAAGCAGUAAUGGGUCUAUUGAGCGAGGGCAGUCCACUCUCCUGGGAGGAAACCAAGGCACUGGCGGAUCAUGUCCGUGAGCAUGGCGUGAAUCAGUUUAUAAACUUGUACCACAGACUGAAGGAUCGUCAGGGUGAUAUUCUCAAAUGGGGUGACGAGGUUGAAUACAUUAUCGUAAAAUUUGAUGAAGAGCAGGGUGUGGCUCGAGUGGCUCUGCGUGCCCAGGACUUGCUUGCUAAACUAAAUGAAAAGGAAUUGGCCGAUCCCAAGGGUGUCAAGUCACUGUGGCGUCCGGAAUAUGGAGCCUAUAUGAUUGAGGGCACACCUGGAAAACCAUUUGGCGGCCUGAUGGCCCAUUUUAAUCUGGUGGAGGCCAAUAUGCGCUAUCGUCGUGAAGAAGUCACCGAGUUGUUAGCCAAGGACGAGUGCGUCAUGUCCAUCACGAAUUUCCCACGCCUGGGCGCCCCAAAUUUUACCUACCCAUUGGCUCAGCCACGUCCCGAGGAUCCUCUUAGUUCAGCGCGCUCCUUAUACUUCCCGGAUGAGGCCAUCUUUCCGGGUCAUCCGCGUUUCAAAACCUUGACUCGUAACAUUCGCAAGCGACGUGGUGAAAAGGUCUCCAUUAAACUAAAAGUUUUCAAGGAUACAAAGACCAAGUUGCCAGUGGAGGGUGCACCGCCUGGAGAGCCAGAUGUUGUGCUUUUGGACGCUAUGGGUUUCGGCAUGGGCUGCUGUUGCUUACAACUGACCUUCCAGGCCUGCAACAUCACCGAAGCGAGACGCCUCUACGAUCAGCUUGCUCCCCUGUGCCCGAUCAUGUUGGCUUUGACAGCCGCAUCGCCCAUUUACAGAGGCUAUCUGACGGAGUCGGAUUGCCGCUGGAAUGUGAUCAGCUCCUCGGUGGACUGUCGCACGGAAGAGGAACGUGGACUGGCACCGCUUGAUAAGCAAAAGUUCCGAAUCGCCAAGUCCCGUUACGAUUCCAUCGAUUCUUAUUUGUCGCCCGAGGGUGCCAAAUACAACGAUGUACCGCUCACCUAUGAUGAGGCGGUCUACAAGCGUUUGGUGGAAGGCGGUAUUGAUCAUCUGCUGGCUCAGCAUGUGGCCCAUUUGUUCAUCCGCGACACAGUGUCGCUGUUCAGCGAAAAGGUGCACCAGAACGACAAGGAGGAUACCGAUCAUUUCGAGAACAUUCAAUCCACCAACUGGCAGACCAUGCGCUUUAAGCCACCGCCACCAAAUAGUUCCAUUGGCUGGCGUGUCGAGUUCCGACCUUGCGAGGCUCAGAUCAGUGAUUUCGAGAACGCUGCCAUAGUUUGCUUUGUGGUGCUGCUCACCCGUGUGAUCCUGUCCUACCAGCUGAACUUCCUUACGCCGAUCAGCAAGGUGGAUGAGAACAUGCAGACAGCACAAAAAAGAGAUGCCUGUCGCAAGGAGAAGUUCUGGUUCCGCAAAUCCUCGAAGACUACCGAGCAAAGAGCAGCCAAGGCUCAGGCUCAGGCACAGGCUCAAGCUCAUGCUCAGACCAAUGGCAAGGCCACCUUGAACGGCAAUGGACUGAUCAAUGGUAAUGGCAGUGAGAAUGGGGACCAAGACGAGCAACAGCCUCUGACUAACGGUUCGGCCAAGAUGAACGGACACGGCAACACAAAUGGCACUAAUGGUACCACCAAUGGUACCACCAAUGGCACCACCAAUGGCAUCAAUGGAUCUAAUGGAUCCUCUAAUGGCGCAGAUAGUGAUCACACUGACACCGAUGACGAAGAGAACGAGCUAUUCCAACUGCUGUCAAUCAAUGAGAUCUUCAAUGGAAAGCCCAACGUGUUUCCCGGUCUGGUACCAUUGAUCCGUAGCUAUUUGCAGUCCAUGGAGGUGGACACAGAUACGCAUUGUACCAUUGAACAGUAUCUUCGCUUCAUUCAAAAGCGUGCCGCCGGUGAAUUGAUCACCACGGCGACUUGGAUGCGCGAGCAGGUGCUUAGUCACCCGGACUACAAGCAAGAUUCUGUGGUUAGCGAGCGCAUCAACUACGAUCUGCUGAAGCGCAUCCAGGGCAUCCAGGAGGGCAAGCAGGUGGAGCCGGCUCUGCUCGGUCAGGGCUAUCAUUCCAAGACGAAGACGAAAGACUUCAUUCCGCCGGCGCUGCAGAAGCAGCUGGCCAAGAACGGCUGCUGCGAGGAGAAAUGAUCGAGGAGCGCGUUGCGGACACGUCCAACGCAGCCGGCCGGUGGCCGGCGCAUGUGAUUUGGGUUUUGUGGGUCCGUUUGGAUGUAGUGCGGCAUAUGUUGAGGGCAAAGACAAAGGCAACGGCAAAACGAAACGGAAUGGAUACGAUACGGAUACGGAGCAACAUUUAUCAAUAUUAUUUUUAUAGCAUAAUUUAAAACGGAUUAACAAUUAGCGUGCACCAAGAUCCUAAUUGUGGACAAAUGUUUUGUGGCCGUGCGUGGCCUUUAGAAAUGAAAGGCUGUCAGACAGGACGAAGAAGGAGGAUGGAUUAUGAAAAAUGGUUAUGAGGCACAUGAGGAUUUUCCAGUAAGGGUCCCCAGCCAGCCAUGUUAUCCUCCUCUUUAACUGGUUCUCGGUCAUCGUUUCGAUGGGAUUUCUGGAUCGUCGAGCCCUCGAUCACGACAGAUUUGCAAUAGUUAAAUAGAGAACAAAGAAGUGAGAGCUAUGAAAUCUACUAUAUAUACCAACGUGAAGAACUACAACAACAUAAAUCUCAACCAAGUGCCGUUCCACAAGACCUACAAAAAAUAUGAAUACAGAUAGUUCAAAACGAGGCAAGGUUAAAAUGUAUUUCUGUUUGUUUUCGUUUACAUCAUAUAUAUUUAUUAUAUUAUUCCUAUUUUUAUAAAUGCAAGUACAAUGGAAAGUUGUUUAUUUUUUUUUUAAUUGAUAUAUUUACACACACACACGCGAAACACACAUAUGUCUAAAAGUGGCCUGCUGUUAUUAAACUAGAUAUGAUAAGUAUAACUAAAAAAACAACACCUGUGCUAUUAUAAUUUAUUGUGUAUGUGAUUGUUUCAACAUUAUUAUACGAUUAUGAUUUAUUGUGACCACUAGCAAGCAAAUAAACGGAAAAAAUUGUUGAAUCUUUAAACUAAAAA
Messenger RNA from Drosophila eugracilis, 3428 nucleotides. RefSeq names its product glutamate--cysteine ligase (gene Gclc). Gene Ontology annotation, biological process: glutathione biosynthetic process. The record is from RefSeq and is a predicted model, not a curated record. The transcript is spliced from 6 exons. Gene Ontology annotation, cellular component: glutamate-cysteine ligase complex. Lineage: Eukaryota; Metazoa; Arthropoda; Insecta; Diptera; Drosophilidae. Gene Ontology annotation, molecular function: glutamate-cysteine ligase activity. Bases 325 to 2502 code for a protein of 725 amino acids.